Molecule: messenger RNA, 1554 nt
Organism: Mytilus californianus (California mussel)
Lineage: Eukaryota; Metazoa; Mollusca; Bivalvia; Mytilida; Mytilidae
Product: protein CutA homolog
Exons: 7
Coding region: 146-550 (134 amino acids)
Biological process (GO): response to metal ion
Molecular function (GO): copper ion binding
Source: RefSeq, a predicted model, not a curated record
UCUGUGCUGUGCUUUCAUCACGCGUGUGUAUCUAUUUUUAACCGUACUGGGAUUUACUUUCGUUUUGAAAGCCAAAAUUGCAGAGCUCACCAGACGGCAUAUUUGGGGAUUCAUCCUCAUAGGGGUAAUUUGUGGUAACUACUUGAUGCCAGUUUUGUUGACUGUAGUGAGAAACUUUUGCAGAGCCAUGAGUACAUACACACCUGGAACACAUUCUAUGGCCUUUGUCACAGUACCUGAUCUUGAAGUUGCCAAAAAACUCUCUCAUGGUAUAGUGAAGAAUAAGUUAGCAGCAUGUGUCAAUAUUAUACCAGGCAUUACAUCUGUUUAUGAAUGGGAAGAGAAAAUCAAUGAAGAUGGUGAACUGUUAUUGAUGAUAAAAACAGCAACAGAUAAAGUUGAUGACAUAUCCAAGUUUGUAAGAGAAAAUCAUCCAUAUGAUUGUGCAGAGGUCAUAAGUUCAAAGAUUGAUAAUGGUAACCCACCAUAUCUGAAAUGGAUCAGUGAUAUUGUAGGUGUAUCUGACAAGAAACCAAAGCUUGACAGCUGACUCUGACAAUAUGCAAUUGAAAAGGAUGUUGCAUGUUGUGUAAUGAAUAAAUCAUGCUUCAAAAUUAUUGUUCAAUUUGUUUUAGGCCCAUGCCACUAAGUGGUUGAGGCAUAUUGUAUUACUUUUGUCCAUGAUAAUGUUAUUUUCUUCUUUUUAAUUCAAACAGUGGUUUGUUAUUCCCCGUGGGGGUUUUCAUUUUUUAAUUAGAUGUCUGAUAUAUGUAACAGUGAAUCUUUACAGUGUAAAUAUUCCCUGAAGUAAUUUGAUCCCCAAUGCAUGUGUUUCAGUUCUGACAAAAUGAACACACUAGUGUUAAGAAGGAAUACACUUUUUAUUUACAUGAAAGUUAAGCUUGUAUAUUCUCAACUAACUAGGGAAUAUGAGAUAAGUUGUUUUGCAUGUAUAUGAAGAUUAAAGUUACUUAGAGUCAUUAUCCUUAAGUGUGUUUAUUGGGAGAUCAAUGACUUUGCUUGACAUGUUAGUUAAGAAGUUGUGAAAGGCAUAACAAUUACAAUUGACACUUGCUGAAAUUAAUGGGGGGAAUAUUUCGUAUUGAUUGUAUUCAGUAUCAAAUUAACUAACUUUUAAGUAUGCAAAUGAAAUGUCGACAAGCCACCUAUGGCAUUAUUUAUAGAUUUCAGUUUUAAAUGUAAUGUUUGAAUAAAUUUCCUCACAAAUCUGGAAAGCAAGGUUGUAGAGAUUAAGAAGAGAAUAAUAUUAUUUAAGAUGGAGCUUUAAUGUAAUCAUUCUGUGCUCCUUAAUGUUUCAUACUUUAAACUUGAUAAAACUGAUCUGACAAUACUAAAUAAGUAACUUACGUUUAUUUAGAAUAACAGAUAAGCUUGAAAAGCUAAUAUUUUAUUUCUGGUUUUUUUCUGGUUAAAUGUAUAAAAGUAUUUUGUCAACAGAAUAACACAUACGCUUGAAAAGCUAACAUUUUAUGUCUGUUGUUUUUCUGGUUGAAUGUAUAAAAGCAUUUUGCCAAUAAAAUAUGCCAAAUAUAA